AUGAUUGCACCAUUUAUAAAGAAUAACAAUGUGAUCUUGGUGAUAUCGACCACAUUGGCAACUAUCUCUUUAUUCGUACUCUCCUACAUCUACAGGUCCAAUGGUGAUAGGCCCAAGUCCAUUUCAUCUCCACCAUCACCAUCACCAUCAUCACCAGCAACUACAACAUCAUCACCGUCAACAACUACAACAUCAACACCAACAGUAACACCUCAUGCAGAUGAUGAACAACACAAGAAGAAUACAGAACUGCCGAUACAUGUGACCAAUGACGAUCAGUCACAUACUACAGAGUCAAAGAAUGAGACAACCCUACAGCUACAGAAUGUUGAAGUAGUAUACGCACAAGAGGAAGAGAAGGGUCUACACGUAACCUUAAUAUUGGACCCUGUUCAUCUGCCUCAUUCAAUCAUCGUCAAUAUCUUUGAACUGCUUACAUACACUGACUAUCAGAGAUGCAAGUCUGUCAACAUGAACUGGAACAAGAUACUGUGUAAAUUAGAUAGAGUGUGGAAACAUUACAUUGGAGAGCGAUGGGGAUACUCUGAGAUACCAGAUGCAUCGUACGAACCAACAGACUACUACAAGCACUUUAAAGCAAGAUACAUUGAAGAGUGGAGGCGUGUAGCAUUCAAGCCAGAGACACAUAUCAUUUCCAUUCAUGAACAG
Molecule: messenger RNA, 669 nt
Organism: Acytostelium subglobosum LB1
Lineage: Eukaryota; Evosea; Eumycetozoa; Acytosteliales; Acytosteliaceae
Exons: 3
Molecular function (GO): protein binding
Source: RefSeq, a predicted model, not a curated record